CAAAUGUCCUGUUUGCAACAAGACUUUUGACGUAAGACCUGAUCUACAGGUCAAUACCCUCUUAUCAGAGAUGGCUACUCCGUUUAGAAAGUCCUUACGAGCAAAAGAGCAGCCUUGUGUUGAACCAGCAGCAGUUCCCUGUGACUUCUGUACUGGGACCCAGCUGAAGGCUGUGAAGUCCUGCCUAGGGUGUUUCAUGUCAUAUUGCCAAACCCAUCUGGAGCCACAUCAGAGAGUCGCACGCCUGAAGACACAUCAGCUGGUCGAGCCUAUGGACCGUCUGGAAGACAGGAUGUGUAAGAAACAUGACCGACUUCUGGAGCUCUUCUGCAAGACUGAACAGGUUUCUGUAUGUCAGUUCUGCACAGAGACAGACCACAAGUCCAAUCCUAUUGUACCUCUGAAGGAGGAAUAUGAAGUGAAGAUGGCCCAGCUUGAAAAGAUAGCGUCUGAUGUUCAGCAGAUGAUCAAGGACAGAAAACAAAAAAUUAAGGAGAUCAAAGACACAGUAGAACUGAGCAAGAAGGAUGCAGAACGAGAGAUAGCUGAUGGUGUGCAGGUCCUCACUGCUCUGAAGCAGAGCAUUGAAAAGUGCCAGGAUGAUCUCAACCAAAUGGUUAAAGAAAAAUUGAAAUCCACAGUGAAACAAGCUGAAGGCCUCAUCAAAGAGAUCGAGCAGGAAAUAGAAGAUCUGACCUUUGGAAGCUCAGAGGUGAAGCAGCUUUCACACACUAAAGACCACCUCCACUUCCUCCAGGCCUUCAGAUCCCUGAAGAAUCCUCCACCCACCAGGGACUGGACGACGGUGGAGGUCCGUCCUCCGUCAUACGUAGGGACCUUGAGGAGAUCCCUGGAUCAGCUGGAGGAGACACUGAACAUGGAGAUGAAGAAGCUGUGUGAUGCUGAACUGAAGAGGGUCCAGCAGUAUGAAGUAGAUGUGACUCUGGAUCCUGAUACAGCUCAUCCCAAGCUCAUCCUGUCUGAGGAUGGGAAACAAGUACAUCAUGGAGAUGUAGUGAAGAAACUCCCAGACAACCCUAAGAGAUUUACAAUGCAUAUAUUUGUUCUCACGAUGCAGAGCUUCUCCUCGGGGAGAUUUUACUUUGAGGUCCAGGUUAAAGACAAGACUGGAUGGUGUUUAGGAGUGGCCAGAGAGUCCAUCGCCAGAAAAGGUCAGAUCACAGUGACCCCUGAGACGGGCUACUGGAAUAUUUUCAAAAACAAGGAUGAGUUGAUAUUUAGAGAUAACACUGCUGUCCGUCUCCCUCUGAGAGCCGAGCUCCAGAAGGUGGGGGUGUUUGUUGAUUAUGAUGAGGGUCUGCUCUCCUUCUAUGAUGUGGAAGCCAGGGUUCACGUCACCUCUGCUAUUGGCUGCACCUUUAGUGAGCCUCUCUAUCCAUUCCUCUGUCCAGGCAACAAUGAUUAUAAAGGUGACAACUCUGCCCCCCUGAUCAUCUCACCUGUCAAUCAAACAGACUAGGAUCUUUGUUUGAUAAUAAAAUAAUC
This is a messenger RNA of Gadus morhua (Atlantic cod), 1506 nucleotides long. RefSeq names its product zinc finger protein RFP-like. Gene Ontology annotation, molecular function: zinc ion binding; protein binding. Lineage: Eukaryota; Metazoa; Chordata; Actinopteri; Gadiformes; Gadidae. The record is from RefSeq and is a predicted model, not a curated record. The transcript has a single exon. The coding region runs from base 71 to 1480 and encodes 469 amino acids.